Penicillium digitatum Pd1 is the source of this 1245-nucleotide messenger RNA. Its product is annotated as RTA1 domain-containing protein. Gene Ontology annotation, cellular component: membrane. Lineage: Eukaryota; Fungi; Ascomycota; Eurotiomycetes; Eurotiales; Aspergillaceae. The record is from RefSeq and is a predicted model, not a curated record.
AUGCGAUUUCCGAUUUCGGGGUUGCUCUUUGUGGUGAUGUCGGCUAUCGUGGCCCGGGCAUCCCCGGUUCAAACUGCUAUGCCACAGCCUGGAGUAGUCCCGCGAGGGGUCACCACCACUACGGCGACAACCUCGCAGACCACCACUACAGCGACCACUACGACAAGCGAUGAUUUCGAAAUUUCGUUGAGCCUCGACUUGCCCUCCGACACAUGUACCCCUACUAUAAAGCCCGAUAAGUAUGGCUGGGUCCCGGCCACGGAGUGCGAUGCCUUGUACCUCUACUACCCGUCUUUUUCGGCCGCCAUUGCUGCCGCCGCGAUUUUUGGGAUCCUCUUCAUGGCCCACUUUGUCCAGGCCACUAUGUACAAGGCGGGUUUUGCCUGGGUCAUUCUCAUGGGGGUCUCGUGGGAGACCGUAGCUUACGCGGUCCGCGCCUUCAGCACUCAUAAUCAGCAAAAUGACACUGUUGUGACUGUUGCUCAACUAUUUAUCCUUUUGGCUCCAUUAUGGGUCAACGCAUUCGACUACAUGGUUCUGGCACGGAUGAUCCAUUUCUUCCUUCCCGCGCGUCGCAUCGGCAUGUUCAAACCCUCCUUACUAGCCAAGUCAUUUGUCUUGCUCGACUUUGGCUCGUUCGUUGUUCAAAUGAUCGGUGGCUUAAUGGCCACUGGCACGAACCAGCAGCAAAUGAACGGCAUCCACAUCUACAUGGCUGGCAUCGGCGUCCAGCAAUUAUUCAUCGUGUGCUUUUUGGUGCUGGCCGUGCAGUUCCAACGAUCAAUGGCGCAGUUAGAGCGGGCCGGCCAACUACCUUUCGAGAAGCAGAACUGGCGUCGACUGCUCUAUGCCCUGUAUCUGAGCCUAAUCGCUAUCACAGUGCGCAUCAUAUACCGCAUGAUUGAAUUUUCCGCCGGGUAUGGGGAGUCAAAUCCCAUCCCAUACCAUGAGUGGUAUAUGUAUGUCUUUGAUGGUAUUCCUAUGGCCUUGGCUAUCCUCAUCUGGAACUUGGCGCCGCCGGGUGCCGUGUUGCAGGGUCCAGAUGCGAAUAUUCCCUCCAGUGGCAUUGGCAGGUGGCUCUGCUGCUACGGCUGUGCCUGUUGCUGUCGAAGCUGCCGGAAAGGAGCCAAAGAAAAGAAGAAUAUGCGACGACUAUCCGAUCGUGACAUAUAUGGCGACAAUGUGCCACUACACAGUCGAGAGCCAUCACCUUACCGCGAUUCAAAUUUCAACACCCGUCGCUGA